Cyprinodon tularosa is the source of this 2237-nucleotide messenger RNA. RefSeq names its product BCL2 associated athanogene 5 (gene bag5). Gene Ontology annotation, cellular component: membrane; cytoplasm; nucleus. The transcript is spliced from 4 exons. The record is from RefSeq and is a predicted model, not a curated record. Bases 201 to 1658 code for a protein of 485 amino acids. Gene Ontology annotation, biological process: regulation of inclusion body assembly; protein stabilization; negative regulation of protein ubiquitination. Gene Ontology annotation, molecular function: adenyl-nucleotide exchange factor activity; protein-folding chaperone binding. Lineage: Eukaryota; Metazoa; Chordata; Actinopteri; Cyprinodontiformes; Cyprinodontidae.
UCGUGUUUCAUAAAUAUAUUUCAAUAAACAUUUCUUUUUUUUAACAUUUAAGCAACUUAGUUAAAUUCUAUCUGUAUGGAAAAGGCUAACUCCGCGUUAGCUCAAACAGCUGAGCUGGAAGGUAAAUGCUAGAAGGUAGCUAGGUAAGCUAAUGUUAUGCUUUAAUCAGCGGAGGGGAGAGGAUUUCCGCAACAGGUCAGAUGGCUGUACGCUGGCUAUGCAGCCUCUUUGGGAAGCCUUUUGAUGGCGGAAAAAGGAUGGACCAUGGUGGUCCACAGGACCAGCAGCAGCAUCCAAUGGAGCAGCAGCAGCCGUACCACAUGCAACACCCUGCAAUGAUGAGGCUGUAUGAGGUCCAGAAAGAGGUCGCAACUUUGGGGCCGCAGGUCUGCACCUUCAGCGGCCUGCAGAACGACCGGGACUACAAGCGAAUGGAGCGCGAGCUGACUCAGCUGCUGUUGCAGGUGGACCAGGUGGACACAGAGGGAAAACUUGAGCUCCAAGGAGCACGCAAGAGAGCAGCACAAGAGGUGGAGGGCCUCCUGCGAUAUCUGGAGGAGAACGCCUCCCAUCCGUCUCGCCUGGCCAUCGAAGAGCUGAGCAAUGCAGCGCGGCAGCUGGUGGAUGAGCGGGUGGUGGCGCCACAGCGAGCAGGCGCGGUGGCGGAGAUAAAUGACGAGCUGGUGGACGCCCUUCAGGAGCUGAUUCUGAGGCUCACUCAGAUUAAGACUGAGGGCAGGGUGCCGCUCCGGAAAGCGCGAUACCGUGCGCUCACACGGCUGUGUGCCGUGCAGGAAGUGCUUGAAGGCCGCACGCCGCAGCAGACGCUCUCUCUACCGCUGUCAGGGGACACCCACGAAGCUGUAAACCGUAUCAACCAGGUCAUGGUGAAGGUGAGCAUGGCUCGCAGCCAGCUUCUAGCACUGCUGAUGGGGUUGAGUGGGAGGGACAGCUGUGCGCACCUGUCUCGCAUCCUCACAGAACUGCAGGUGGAGCUGGACGCCCUGGACGUCUCUGGGAAUGCAGCAAUCCGAAAUUACAGGAAACAGGUCGUGGAGGAAAUAAACGGGCUCCUAAAACACCUGGACCUGGAGGGAGAGGGAGAUGACACUCGCAGAUACGACUUGGCCCAGAACAACUCCAUCCGUGAAAUCGAGGCUGUGCGAGCUCAUGUCUCCCACUUGCGAGAAGGCGUUCUGCGACACUGUGUGAUGGGUGACCUCAGCUUUAGGCCCAAAGCUGAGCUGCAGAGCCUUCUGACACACCUGGACCAGGUGGACACGGCUAAAAACCCGUGCAUCAGAGAGGCCCGCCGUCGCGCUGUGGUAGAGGUCCAAGCCGUCAUCACCUUCCUGGACCUACGCGAGGCCUUGGCGUGUCGUCAGCCGGGCCCUGAUGAGCACCCGUCGCAUCAGGCUGUUUGGAUGGUCCUGGGGAGCCUGUCUGACCUACAGGCCCAAGUGCUGGGUUUUGACGGCAAGCGGGUCGACAAGAGCUACAUGAUCCUGGAGGAACUGCUGACCAAACAGCUGCUGGCGCUGGACGCCGUGGAUCCGCAGGGCGAUGAGUCAACGAAGAUGGCAAGAAAGCAAGCGGUGAAGUUUGCCCAGAACAUUCUCAACUACCUGGACAUGAAGACAGACGAGUGGGAGUAUUAACGGGAAACGACACUGGGUUGGAUGAUGGUAGCAGAGGAAAGGUAGCUGAAGAUAGCACUGAUCCGAAGUGGUGUGUAAUCAUUCCGAUUGCUGUAAAUAUUGCCCAAAAUACCCAGAAUCCACUGCAGCAGACCUUUUUUUUGUCCCUCUGUAGUAGUCAAAGCCAACCCAUCAGAAAACAGACAUCCUUUUGUAAAACACACGUAUUGUUGAGUGUGAGUUUCCUAAUGCGCGUGUCACAGUUGCUUCUUGCUGUCAGAAGUCUGCAGCCAAAACGCUCAUCUUCUGCUCCCUUCACAGAGUAAAGUGUUCAGUUUGAUUGAUUGUGAAGCAGCAGUCCCUUUGAUUAACUUCACUUUCCGUUGCUAAUGGAAACAGCUGGUUAAACGCUAGCAGUACGAGGUGAAGCUGUUCUGUAGGACUGAAACAACAGACCCGAGCCUCUUUUGUUUGAGUUUUCUGCAUUUUCUACAAAUUGUAGAGGGUCAGGUUGCAGGAAUAUAAACAGAAUGAAUUAAAUCAGGAUUCAAACAGCUGCAAUUACAGGAUAAAGAUUAGCUGAUGAAUCUAAAGCCACUC